UGUACGAAGCGGAUCCCUCCGUGAGGCGCCCAAGGCCGCCGGAUCCUUCCCCCGCACGUUCUCCCCGAAAGCCUUUGCUUUGCUUGGGAAUGCCCGGUGACAGGCAGGACUGAGGUAGCUCUCUGGGAAACGUUUUGCAGAACAGAUACAGUGAGUGGGCUGUCAAGUAUAAAGAAGAAAACACUUUUAAGCAGUCAUUUCACAGUAUUUUAACUCUCCUGAGAACCUCAACCCUUUUUUGAGAUAUGCGAGGAGAAUCUAAGUGAGUGAGCUUACACUGAAGCAUAAGUUUGAAGUUGUAUUUUGUGCACCUGGUUCUCCCACUGCAGUCCACAAGGUAAUGGAAAAAUUGAGUACAGCAGCAGACUUUCUCAGUCUUGAGGAAAUUUGUUCCAUCUACAUCAUGAAACGGCCUUUACUUUUGUAUAUAUUUUUAUUCUACUGGAAUUUCCUCAGUGCUUUAUUCACUGUUGAAGCUCCUCAGUCACUCUACAUUGUGGAACAGGGGAACAAUGUGACCAUGGAAUGCACAUUUCCAGUGAAUGGGAAAUUAAAGUUUGGAGAUUUAAAUGUCAGCUGGGAAAAGAAAGAUGAGUUAAAGAAGCUGGUUUAUGUACUUGUCAGAGGAAAGGAAGACUUGAAAGGUCAGCACAGUGACUUUAAGGGAAGAAUAAAAUUGCUGAAAGAGAAUCUGAACUUGGGACAGUCUCUCCUUCAGAUCACUGAUGUGAAGCUCAGAGAUGCAGGGACUUAUCACUGUAUUAUUGGCUAUAGGGGAGCUGACUACAAGACAAUCCACCUGAAAGUUAAGGCUCCUUACAGAACUAUAACCCAAAGAGUGGUGAGCACAGGACACAAUGAAUGGAAGUUGACAUGCCAGUCUGAAGGAUACCCAGAAGCUGAAGUGAUAUGGCAAAAUGGAGACUAUGAAGAUUUGACUGAUAAGGCAAACACAAGUUAUCAAACUGGAAGGGACCAGUUGUAUCAUGUGACAAGUACCCUUACAAUCAAAAGUGGAAUUGAUGAUAUAUUUUACUGUAUAUUCUGGAAUAAAGAGCUGCAAGAAAAUACAUCUGCCAUUUUACACAUAGCAGACACACCUGAUGGCAUUCUGUGGACUGAGAGCAGACGGUUUGUUGGAGCAACUCUCAUUACUACUACUUUUGUUGGAUCAGGGCUUCUAUUUAUGUUCUGCAUAAGAAAAGCUAGAGCAAAUAAGGACAACAGAAUACCUGUGCUGAGUUCAUCAAUAACAAAUCUGUCAAAAGAUAAGGAUACACAUGACUGCAGAGAUGCUUCUUUUGAAGACAGAGAGCUGCAAUAUAUGCAAAUCGAGAAGACCUAGACAGAGAAAGCAGGGGAAGAUUUUUUUCCUGUGUGGUGAAGACUUGACAGCUCAGAUAUUCUAUGUUCUAUCUAUUGAAGGGGAUAUUAAUUUUUUGUUUUUAUUGUGUGAUGGCAAUCUUCUAAUUGUUGUAACUUGGGAAAAAUGCAAUGAAGUUAAAAUACUUAUAACAUAAAAAGUCCUUGCAUUCAGCUGUCUGUAUAUGGAACUAGAUAUUGAGGUAUUUAUUUAAAUAUCCAAGUUUCUACCUUACAAGUUUCAUUGAAAAUGUCUUUAAGGUAAAG
Corapipo altera (White-ruffed manakin) is the source of this 1629-nucleotide messenger RNA. It is a transcript of the gene CD274, whose product is annotated as CD274 molecule. The transcript has 10 exons. Gene Ontology annotation, biological process: positive regulation of T cell proliferation; immune response; cellular response to lipopolysaccharide. The coding region runs from base 341 to 1345 and encodes 334 amino acids. The record is from RefSeq and is a predicted model, not a curated record. NCBI's taxonomy places the organism in Eukaryota, Metazoa, Chordata, Aves, Passeriformes, Pipridae. Gene Ontology annotation, cellular component: external side of plasma membrane.